CUGGGUUCCCCAGGCAGAACUCACACUGUGCCAUGGACUCCAUGUUCGAGGACGACAUCAGCAUCCUGACACCAGAGGCUUUGGGGCCGGAUGAAGACUGGCUGGACAGCCCCAACACCGACCUGUCGGGGGAGAUGUGCUCCGCGUCCCAUUUCGCCCUCAUCACUGCAUACGAUGACAUCAAGAACCGCCUGAGCGGGCUGGAGAGGGAGAACUCCACUCUCAAACGGCGCCUGAAGAUGUAUGAGGUCAAGUGCCCACUGCUCGGCGAGUUCGGAGAGGAGCACAUCUUCUCCAUCUAUGAGGCCAAGGAGACGUCGCUGCUCAAGAGUGAGAAGGCAUCGCUGCAGCAGCAGCUCAACCAGUUCCAGCACGAGCUGGAGAAGAGCAAGGAGCGCGAGGAGCAGCUGGAUGAGAUGAUCCAGGCCUAUGAGAAGCUGUGUGUGGAGAAGGCAGACCUGGAGUCAGAGCUGGGCGAGAUGCGGGCGCUGGUGGAGACGCACCUGAGCCGCAUCCGGAGCCUGGAGCAGCAGCUGCGGCAGCGCGAGAGCAGCCCUUUCCCUGGGGUUGGCCCGCUGCCUGGCCAGGAGGUGCCUUUUCUCUCCCUGCACUCCAACCCUGGCCUCAGCCACGUGCUGGAGCGCCCGGGGGGGUGGCCGAGCCGUGGGCUGGAGGCUGAGCUGGAGGCAGCGCGGCAGGAGGCGCAGCGUGCGCAGCACCGCGAGGAGCACCUGAAGGCUGAGUGUGAGCGGCUGCAGCUGGAGCUAAAGCACCUGCAGGACAGCCGGCAGCAGGAGCAGUCAGAGCGGGACAUGGCCUGGGUGAAGAAAAUGGGCGAUGACCAGUAAGUGUCUGCAG
Molecule: messenger RNA, 858 nt
Organism: Lagopus leucura (white-tailed ptarmigan)
Lineage: Eukaryota; Metazoa; Chordata; Aves; Galliformes; Phasianidae
Product: TANK-binding kinase 1-binding protein 1-like
Exons: 6
Coding region: 33-848 (271 amino acids)
Biological process (GO): canonical NF-kappaB signal transduction
Cellular component (GO): cytoplasm
Source: RefSeq, a predicted model, not a curated record